CUGCGCCCUGAAGAGGUUUCAAGAUUUGUCCGGAUACGUGGAGGAACGUAAGGCGGUCCUAGAAUCACUCCUGAAGAACCUCUGCCAGCUCAAACUUUUCUCCUCUUUUUAUUUUUUAUUCUUUGUAGACAAAAAUGGCUCCCUCCACACCUUCCCACCUCUUCUCUCUGUGUUUGCUCGCCUUUUUCAUCUCGGCGGUGAACUCUCAGUACGAAAAGUACAGCUUCAGGAGCUUCCCCAGACACGAGCUGAUGCCCCUGGAGUCCGCCUACAAGUACGGGCUGGACCAGUACACGGCGGAGAAGUGGCAGGAAACGGUGGAGUACCUGGAGGUGUCGCUGCGCCUCUACCGCCUGCUGCGGGACAGCGAGGCCUUCUGCAACCUGAACUGCAGCUCCGUGCGGCUGGACGACGAGCAGAAGUUUGCGGACUUCCCGGAGCUGCGGGCGUUCGGGAAUGUGAUGAAGAGGGCGCAGUGCCUGAAGCGCUGCAAGCAGGGGCUGCCAGCUUUCAGACAGAGCUUACCCAGUAGAGACACCAUCGAUGAGUUUGAUCGGAGAGAGCCCUACAAAUACCUGCAGUACGCCUACUUUAAAUCCAACAACCUGGUCAAAGCUGUGUCUGCUGCUCACACUUUUCUGCUGAAACACCCGAAUGAUGAGAUGAUGCAGAAGAACAUGGCUUAUUACAAGAGUCUGCCUGGAGCUGAAGAACAUCUGAAAGAUCUGGAGACCAAAUCCUAUGAGACUUUAUUUUUGCGCGCCGUGAAGGCGUAUAACGGUGACAACUUCCGGACGUCGGUGUCAGACAUGGAGCUGGCACUGAGGGACUUCUUCAAGGUCUACGACGAGUGCCUGGCUGCGUCCGAGGGUCCGAGACACGUCAAAGAGUUUAAAGAUUUCUACGCCUCCAUAGCUGAUCACUACACUGAAGUCCUUGAGAGAAAGGUGAUGUGUGAAAGUGACCUGACACCCAUAGUCGGAGGCUUCGUUGUUGACAAGUUCGUGGCGACGAUGUAUCACUACCUGCAGUUUGCCUAUUAUAAACUGAAUGACCUGAAGAACGCGGUGCCGUGUGCGACCAGCUACGUUCUGUUUGACCCCAACGAUGAGGUCAUGAACAACAACGUGGCCUACUACAAGUACCACAGAAACAAGUGGGGGCUGACGGAGGAGGACUUCCUCCCCAGAGCAGAGGCAGUGCGAUACUACAAUCAAACCACCCUGCAGCUGCAGAUGUUGGAGUUUGCGAAGCAACGCCUUGUGAGCGACGAUGAGGGAGAAGUGGUGGAGUUUAUAGACGAAUUUCUGGACGAGGACCAAUAGCACACAUGGAAACACUCCAAAAUACUCGAUUAGAAAUGACUAAACACUCCAACAGUCUGUAUUUAUUUGAAUACUGCGUUUUUUUAAAUUAUUUAACAAUUUGGUAUUGCCUCCUCCUCUAAAGCACCAGUUGUGUUUGUAAUUUGUAAUUUUGUGCAGCAAAUAUCCAGUUUUACCAUCUUCUGAAUUCAUUCAAUACUGUGAAUGGUGUUAUUUUUUUAUGACAAUAAACAAAGUUUCCGGAGUCUUUUCUUCCAUCACUUCCAUGUUUUGAUGUUAGGCGUAAGGAUGUUGAUGUUUUCUUUGAUAUAUUCUUUGCUUUGUCUAUUAAAAAGGAAGAAACAGCUAAAAUAGAUACUCAUUCAAAUCUAAAUAAGAAAUCCAGAAUAUAUUUAGACAAAGUCUGGUGAAUUACUUUUAGUGU
Molecule: messenger RNA, 1749 nt
Organism: Gambusia affinis (western mosquitofish)
Lineage: Eukaryota; Metazoa; Chordata; Actinopteri; Cyprinodontiformes; Poeciliidae
Gene: crtap
Product: cartilage associated protein
Exons: 7
Coding region: 135-1325 (396 amino acids)
Biological process (GO): collagen fibril organization; peptidyl-proline hydroxylation to 3-hydroxy-L-proline
Cellular component (GO): endoplasmic reticulum
Molecular function (GO): protein binding; collagen binding
Source: RefSeq, a predicted model, not a curated record